AUGCAGCCUUUUACCACCAAAGCUGCAGAAGCCGCCCACGGCGCCAAGCUCUUUCAGGUCCCCCAAUGCCACAUGGCCAGUGUCAUGUCUCAGAGGGCUUUUGGGUAUCCGUACGGUGUGGAUUCUCAUGCAUUCACUGCAACCUCCUGUGAAGCUGAACCAAAAGAACGUCAGAGUUUCCAUGGCUGUGCCGGUAAAAUGGUUUUCCGGCCUGCGCCUUUGCCAUACAGCCGAACAUGGGACGAACAGGAUUGGAAGGACAUUGUCACAUUGACUUUUGAUGAUCACCAACACUGGACGAACGUUCAGCCUAGGAGCACCAUCUCCGUUCAGAUGCUGAUUCUCGUGUUGACCUCUUGUCCUCUUCAAAUUCGAACGUUUGAUCUGCCGAACGUUGAGACCACACCUUGUGAUCAUGGAAGGGCUGAAAAGGAGCCUCUUUGA
Molecule: messenger RNA, 444 nt
Organism: Colletotrichum costaricense
Lineage: Eukaryota; Fungi; Ascomycota; Sordariomycetes; Glomerellales; Glomerellaceae
Exons: 2
Coding region: 1-444 (147 amino acids)
Source: RefSeq, a predicted model, not a curated record